GAUAAGGAAGAAAGAGGAUAAAAAAAUACAUAUUUUAAGGAUCAAGAUGUCUAGAAUGUGUACAUUUUGGAUGCCAUGUGUUACUGAAAAAAAAAAGGAAUCGGAUAAGGAGAUAUAUACACCAAAAAUUGAAAAUGUUUCUAGUGGAGAAACUGUAUAUCAACGUAUUAUUUUGAUCUAUGGAAGAGCAGGAACAAUGGAUAUGAAAGGAGGGACAAUUGUUGUUCAUCAUGAUAAAAAUAGUUUUCCAUCUCAGGCAUGGCCAUGCACAAAAUCAUAUUUUAAAUCAUUGGUUCAUCUAAAUGAAGGAAUGAAUUGUUUAACAUUUGAAUUUUUUCAUCCAUAUGACAUGUCUAUACAGUCAUCUACAGUUAUUUAUUUGAAUUAUGUCAAUGUAGUUAAGAAUCCGCCGCUUUACCUUGCAAUUUUGUUGGCAAAGGAUUCACCGGAAGAAUAUGAUGCAUCGCCUUCACGCAAAGAAAAGGAAGGAAAUGGAUUAGAAUUAGCUAUAAAGAAACUUCGAAUGAUUGCAUAUUUGUGGCAAGCGUUUACAGGUGAGCAAAUGGCAAGAAAUGGAUUUGGAAGGAGAUGUUUUCGUUUUGAAGAAGAAAAUUUAAUAGAUACAUUAUCCUAUCAAGAAGAAAACGUCAUUAGACCAACAGCAAAGAUCCAUAUCAUUCGAUCUAAAUAUUCUCUUGAAGAAAUUCGAGAUGUUAAUUUGGCUCAACAGAAUCCAAAAGCUACAAGAAGGGAUGGUUUAUUUGAAAUAACAAUUGAAAGCAUAAGGGAAUAUGGAGAUGUAUUUAAAUCAGAAUCUCCUGUUCAUGUUGCUGCAUGUAUUUUAGAUAGUCAUUGGGAUGGAAAAUUGAUUUUAGGCCAUGCAGCUUUAGGAGGAGGAGAUGAUUCACUACGUUUAGCUAUAUUUGGAUCUCAUUCUAUGCAUUGUUUUCCAUCUUGUAUAGAAGAAGUGAUACCUACUUUUCUAGACGAUACACCAAUUGAUACGAGAUAUGUUGCAAAUGAUAAUGAUGAAAGUUCUACAGUUUGGGAAUGUGCAAAUAUAGGGAUUGGUGCAUUUUUACAUGAAGUUGGCCAUCUAUUAGGCGCCCCUCAUCGACAGAGUGGAGUUAUGCAUAGAGAUUAUAUAAAUUUAAACAGAACAUUUUCUAUUACAGAACCAUUCUCAGAAAGAGCAAAAACAAACCCCUGGAAACCAUCCCUUUUAAAAUCUGAAUGUUCAUGGCAUUAUUUAGACAUGAUUAGAUUUCGGUAUCAUAAACUUUUUGCCCUUCCUAGUGAUCCCGUAAUAGAAGCUGGAAAUCUUCUUUAUUAUUCUAUGAAGGAUAAAUUUCUUGCAAUAUCAGAUGAGGGAAUUAUAUUAAUUGAAAUAUACGCAAACGAUAUGUAUUAUGGAUAUCUUGAUUUUCAUGAUAAACCGAAAAAAGAAAUUUAUCUAGAAGAACAAAGCCUUCGCAAACAUGCAAAAAUUCCUAAUAAUAUACAACCUUUAAAAGCUAUUAUCAUUUCAGCUGCAUUAUCCGAAAUUACUAUCAAAAAUUUCAAAAAAGAAUUACUUGAAUCAACUAUUUCCUUGGAAGCUGGAUCAUGUGUUAAAAGCAUGCAGUUUGGUGCAUCAGAUGCAGAAUUAUUAAAAUUUCAAUUCGAUUUUUCUAAUAAACUUGAUAAACUAUGUAAUAUUUGCAUACGCUCUGGCUUAUAUAUCGAUGGCUUAAAACUCAUCUUUAAUGAUGAAUCGGUUAUGGAAGCAUCAGGAAAUGGGGGGAAUUCAAACGAUUUCCCCAUAGAUGGACCAAAAGGAGAACGUAUAAAAGGCCUUUAUAUUUGGUCUAACAUCUGGAUCGAUGCUUUACAGAUCACGACAACAUGGAAUAGAAUAAGCCCUUUAUAUGGAACUGCAUCAGGUCAUUAUAAAUACAUAGUCGCACCCGAAGGAUGUGAAAUCGUUGGUUUUUAUGGUUCGACAGGGAAAUGGUGCAAUACAUUAGGAGUUAUUUAUAUAGACAUAAAACAAUUGUAAAUAUGACCAAUAUAAUCCCUCCUAAACCAAUCGCACUAGAAAACUU
This is a messenger RNA of Pneumocystis carinii B80, 2084 nucleotides long. RefSeq lists its product as hypothetical. The transcript is spliced from 10 exons. Bases 47 to 2038 code for a protein of 663 amino acids. Lineage: Eukaryota; Fungi; Ascomycota; Pneumocystomycetes; Pneumocystales; Pneumocystaceae. The record is from RefSeq and is a predicted model, not a curated record. Gene Ontology annotation, cellular component: cytoplasm.